Molecule: messenger RNA, 1340 nt
Organism: Salvelinus sp. IW2-2015
Lineage: Eukaryota; Metazoa; Chordata; Actinopteri; Salmoniformes; Salmonidae
Gene: elac1
Product: elaC ribonuclease Z 1
Exons: 4
Coding region: 90-1202 (370 amino acids)
Cellular component (GO): nucleus
Molecular function (GO): 3'-tRNA processing endoribonuclease activity
Source: RefSeq, a predicted model, not a curated record
CUCUCUGGCACGCACAAGCGGAGAGGAAGAGGCGAAGCGAGAGGGAUAACGACCCAAAAUCUGUCUUUUCCAGCAGUUUGUUUUUCAACAUGACCAUGGACCUAACUUUUCUGGGGACAGGGUCGGCAUACCCUUCCCCCCAUCGUGGCGCUUCUGCCCUCGUCCUCAGAACAGAAGGGGAGUGUUGGCUGUUUGACUGCGGAGAAGGGACGCAAACUCAACUGAUGAAGAGUCAAUUGAAGGCUAGCCGAAUCACCAAAGUGUUUAUCUCUCACCUGCAUGGCGAUCACCUCUUUGGUCUACCAGGGCUACUGUGCACUGUGAGCCUAAACCUCAACCCCUGUCCCACCCAGCCUCCAACAUGUGUGGAUAUCUAUGGUCCCCAGGGUCUCAGGCAGUUCCUGAGGGUGGCAUUAGAGCUCACCAGCUCCCARCUUCUCUUCCCCUAUUCAGUACAUGAGCUAGAGCCCACCACUGACCAGUGUCCUACAGAGGGUCAGCUAAGCCCUGAAGUCACAGCAGAUUCUGGGCGUCUCCAUCCCCAAGAACGCGCCGGCCGAACAAUCUCCCUGGAUGUCAACAGUGACUGCUAUGUUAUACUGGAGGAGAAGCGUUUUGUUGUGAAGGCGUUCCGUUUGUUCCACCGGGUACCCUCCUUCGGGUUCUCUGUUCAAGAACAUGAUUGGCCAGGGCGUUUGAACACAGAACUACUGAAGGAUCUUGGUUUGAAGCCUGGACCACUCUAUGGGCGACUGAAAGCUGGUGAGUCGGUGACACUGGAAAAUGGACAAGUGGUGAAGCCCAGUGAGGUGCUGGAGGAAGCCAUUCCGGGGAGAAAAGUGUGUGUUUUAGGGGAUUGCAGCUCGUUAUUGGGGGAGGGACCCCUGAGGGCCUGUCACAGAGCUGACAUCCUGGUGCAUGAGGCCACCCUGUCAGAUGAGCAUCGGGAGAAGGCAGUGGACCAUGGGCACAGCACACCUAGUAUGGCAGCUGCAGUGGCACAGGCCUGUUGUGCACGCAUGCUGGUGCUCUACCAUUUCAGUCAGAGGUAUAAGCCGGCCGGCCAGCACAAAGAGGGUGAUGAGGAUGAUGUCUUGGAGCUCAGGAGACAAGCUGAGGAGGCGUUGCAGGGCACAGGCAUAGAGGUGUCCCUGGCGGAGGACUUUCUCACGAUACCCAUACCCCUCAUAAGGCUUCACUGAGGCCUUACACUUGUUAGUUAUGAUAAAUACUGUAAACAAAAGCCAGAGUGAGCAGGUUGUGAAUUAAGCAUUGAAUGAACGACUUGGUGUCUGGGAAAUAUUUAGUAAAUUGUCUGAAUAAAAAAAGUAUUGACUCUU